AAAAAUAAAAAAUGUUUUGCACUUUUGCCCCUGUUCCAUUCAAAUUUUUUUUUCAUUGCUUAGGAGCGGCAAAAGGUUCAAGAGAGCAAACGCCUAAACCCCGAUGGCGCCGGCAAGUCCAGCAGUGAUGGCAUCCCGGCCGGACCCCGGCGAGCUCCAAGCCUUCCUCCGCGGCCUCCGCACCCACCACGCCGUCCUCUGCGCCCACGCCUUCCUCCUCCGCCGCGGCCUCCUCCUCGGCCACCGCACCACCGCCGGCAUCCUCCUCUCCGCCGCCACCUCCACCGCCACCUCCGCCUCGCGACCUGCCCACGCCCACGCCCACGCCCACUCCCACCUCCUCCGCCUCCUCCUCCACCACCUCCCUCCACCCCUCCCGCUCUUCUCCCUCGACAACGCCCUCCGCGCCCUCGCCCCGCGCCUCCCCUUCUCCGCCCUUCUCUCCCUCUUCGCCGCCCUCCUCCGCUCCCACCACCCCGCCUUCCCUGCCCGCUUCUCCUUCCCCACGCUCCUCUCCAAAGCCUCCUCCUCCUCCUCCCCGCGUCUCCAUCUUCCUUCCGCGCUCGCCCUCCACGCGCAGCUGCUCCGCCGCGGCCUCCUCUUCUCGCCCCCGCUCCACGCCGCCAACGCCCUCCUCCAUUUCUACGCCGCCGCCACCCUCCUCCCCUGCGCCCGCAACCUGUUCGACGAAAUGCCCUUCAGGGACGUCGCCUCCUACAACACCAUGAUGACUGCCUACGCUGGCGCCGUCGACGGCAUUGACGCCGCACGACACCUGUUCGACGGAAUGCUUCUGAGGAAUGUGGUGUCAUGGAACAUCAUGAUCAACGGGUAUGUGAAGGUGAAGCGCCCCGAGCAAGCUCUGGAGGUGGUGCGGUGGAUGGCGGAGAUUGGGGUCAGGGGCACAGCUGUCGCAAUGGUUGGGGCAGCCACUGCGUGCGCAAGGCUGGGCAGGUUGGGGGCUGGGAAGGAGGUACAUUGUGCUUUCCUGCGCCGUUUUGAGGAGCGUAACCUGCUGUUCUCGACUGCAUUGGUCGAUAUGUAUGGAAAGUGUCGGAAUGCGGAUGCUGCGAGGAAGGUGUUUGAUCGGCUGAGCUUUAGGAAUGUUGUUUGCUGGAACGCAAUGAUCAUCGGCCAUUGUGUGUAUGGAGAACCUGGUGAUGGGAUUCGAUUGUUUCAUGACAUGAUUGGACAAGACGAUCAACAUGGGCUGCUACCAGACGAAGUCACUUUCAUUGGUGUCCUCUGCGCGUGUACCCGUCUAGCUCUCUUGGAUGACGGGAAGGCAUAUUUUGAGCAGAUGAGCACCAUGUACAACAUCAAGCCAACAUUUGCACAUUAUUGGUGCAUGGCCAAUCUGUAUGCAAGUGUUGGGCUUCUGGAAGAAGCUGAGGGUCUCUUAACGAGUAUGCCAGAGGAGUUGAAGGCACAUGCAUUGGGUGGUUUGCUUGGGUUGUGCCGGUUCCGAGGGGAGUGGGAACUGGGGGAGCGGAUAGUCCUGAGGUUGAUUGAGUUGGAACCAAACAAUAGUGUUCACUAUGCCCUGCUGUGCAAUGUGUAUGCUUCUGCGGGGAGAUGGGAAGAUGUUCAUAGGGUGAAGGCUAUCAUAAAGGAAAGAGACGAGAAGCUCAGUCCUGGACAUCGCCUGGUGAACUUAAACGAGAUUCUUCAUCAAUUUAGGGAGAGGCAACCUGAGAAUCAAGAAAUAUAUGGAAUCUUGGAUGGCUUGGUGUCAAGACUGAAGUUAACAAGCAGAGUAAAUGGGCAAAUUGAAUCUGGAGUUAAAUAGCUCAGUGUACACUCACAGAUUGAUUUGAAGCUGUACAGAAUUUUUUGGGGGCAACUAGCCGAUUUCAAGUGGCUUAUGGUUUUGAUUUUUUGAGGGGUGUUCAGGAGGCUAUGUAGAUAACCCACAUGUCUGACAGGGUUUCAAGAAGUGGAUACUCGAGUGUGCUCACUAUCAGUCCAAAGCAACUGAAGAGUCGGUUGGAUCAGAAAUGUUUUCAGGCUUUGAGCUGAUAUGUGCACAUCACAUACAUACAUAUGCACCAAACAGCAAGUCUCUGAAUAUACACUUGCUUAGUGCCAGUGGAAGACAAUUAUAUGAAUAGAGAGAAUUCUCAUUCACUUUAUAAAUGCUCUCGAUAACUAGCGCCUGCGUUCAUCUGGUUUGGGCUUUGUCUUUUGUGGCAUAGAAGAAAGGGAUAUAUGUUAUAUUAAGUUAAAUGUGAUAUCAAUAUCUGAUAAAGUAAAUUAUAAGUAUUUGUAAUUUGUAGAAUGGAUUUCUUGCGGAUGACAAGACAUAAAAUUUCUGACAUACUAGUAAAGUAAAGAUACAUGAAUCAUUUCUA
This is a messenger RNA of Oryza sativa Japonica Group (Japanese rice), 2351 nucleotides long. Its product is annotated as pentatricopeptide repeat-containing protein At3g51320. NCBI's taxonomy places the organism in Eukaryota, Viridiplantae, Streptophyta, Magnoliopsida, Poales, Poaceae. The record is from RefSeq and is a predicted model, not a curated record. Gene Ontology annotation, molecular function: protein binding.